Solanum stenotomum is the source of this 2643-nucleotide messenger RNA. Its product is annotated as putative pentatricopeptide repeat-containing protein At1g12700, mitochondrial. Bases 22 to 1794 code for a protein of 590 amino acids. The transcript has 2 exons. Gene Ontology annotation, molecular function: protein binding. The record is from RefSeq and is a predicted model, not a curated record. Lineage: Eukaryota; Viridiplantae; Streptophyta; Magnoliopsida; Solanales; Solanaceae.
GAGAUACAGCCAUUGAAAAAGAUGAAGAGAACUUCUCUGCGGAGUUGCAAUGGUAUUCCCUUUAUCUAUUCCAUCUCUGGUUCGGCAUUUACAUUUAGAGCUUGUUCUUCAUGCCAUUACAGUAACAAAUCAAUUUCAGUAAAGGAUAAACUUGGUGUAAAUAGUGGCAAUUUAGAUGAUGCUGUUACUCUCUUCCAUCAAAUGGUUACAAUGAAGCCUCUUCCUUCAGUUGUCGAUUUCUCUAAAUUGUUUAAGACUAUGAUAAGUAUGAAGCAUUACUCACCUGUCCUUUCUCUUUUCCGACAAAUGCGGAAAUUGGGCAUUCCAAUUAAUGGGUUCAUCUUGAAUAGUGUGAUUAAUAGUUAUUGCCUGAUGCAUCGUGCUGAUUUUGGAUUUUCGGUGUUACCUAUUUACUUGAAGAAUGGCAUUCCGUUUAAUAGUGUUACCUUUACAACUCUAAUAAGGGGAAUCUUUGCUGAAAAUAAGGUUAAAGAUGCUGUUGAAUUGUUCAAAAAAUUGGUGAGAGAGAAGAUUUGUGAUCCCGAUGAAAUCAUGUAUGCAACAGUAAUGAAUGGGCUCAGCAAAAGGGGUCAUACUCAGAAGACUUUAAGUUUGCUCCGGUUAAUGGAACAAGGUAACACUCAGCCCAACAUAUAUAUCUAUAGCAUUGUUAUAGACGCUCUUUGCAAAGAUGGAAACUUAGAUGCUGCUAUCAACAUUCUGAACGAGAUGAAGCAGAAAGACGUUCUUCCAAACAUAGUUACAUAUAAUUCAAUAAUUGAUGGUUUGUGUAAGCUCGGUCAGUGGGAAAAGGUUAAAACUUUGUUCUCAGAGAUGGUGAACCUUAAUAUGUAUCCAGAUGUGCAUACCUUAAACAUACUAACAGAUGGACUAUGCAAAGAAGGGAAAGUCAAAGAUGCUGAGGAAGUAAUGAAACACAUGGUCGAAAAGGGUGUAGAGCCUGAUACAAUCACCUACAAUGCAUUGAUGGAUGGAUAUUGUUUGUGUGGUCAACUAGAUAGAGCAAGGAGAAUUUUUAGUAGCAUGAUAGAUAAGGGCAUUGAGACCGACAUUAUUAGCUAUAACGUACUAAUAAAGGGAUACUGUAAGAAAAAGAAAGUGGAUGAGGCCAUGCAAUUGUUUUGUGAAAUUUCUCAAAAGGGAUCAAAACCCGAUAAUUUUACCUACAAUACGAUCUUGCAAGGUCUUUUUGAAGUUGGAAGAACUGGUGAUGCAAAGCAAAUUUACGCUGAGAUGCUAUCUGCAGGGACCAAGCCUGAUAUAUACAUUCAUGUCACUUUGCUCAAUGGUUAUUAUAAGUACGGACUUGUUGAAGAAGCUAUGGCACUCGUUAAUAAGUUAGAAAGAAACAAAGAAUAUACUAAUAUUGCAUUUUAUAGGGUUGUCAUUAACGGAUUGUGCAAAAAUGGUAAACUCAACGAAGCACAUGCUGUUUUCAAGAAGCUUUCUUUCAUUGGAUUACUCCCGGAUGUGAGAACAUACACUAUAAUGAUUAAUGGAUUUUGUCUUGAAGGGUUGUUUGAUGAAGCUAAAUAUAUUCUAAGAAAAAUGGAAGACAACGGUUGUUCUCCAAACAAUGUCACUUAUAAUGUUAUUGUGCAAGGAUUUCUCAGGUGCAACAAAAUUAGUGAAAUGGCAUCUUUUAUGAAGGAAAUGGAUGGAAGGGGCUUCUCAUUUGAUGCAACUACAACUGGUUUUUUGAUAGAUGUUGUAAGGGAGAAUCCUUCUGUCCUUGACAUGAUACCAGAGCUUCACUCGAAACAUAAGAAGUGAAUAUAUUGUUUGGUUUAUUCGGCUACGCUAUCCUGUGAUACAAUUUCCUUUUUAUCCCUGCAAAAGAAAUAACACCCUAUGCAUUUGCUAAAGUUGAUGGCAAUUAGAACAUUGUUUGAGCUUUCAACACAGCCUAAUGAGGAGAUUGAUGAAGGGCAAGUUGCUAGUACAGGAAUGGUUGCACCAAGUUAUGUUCAGAAAGUUGCACUGAGUAUUCUUGUUAUAACUGUCGAAUACCAAAUUUUUUAAAUACGCAUGCCAAAUAUCAUAAUAUCGGAACUGUGGUGUCAAAAAUCUCAGUUUUGGUAUCUACCAUACCAUGCCAACCCUUAAUUAUGACCGAACUAGGGAAAUUUGUGCUAUUAACCUAAAGAUAUAAAAUGAAUCUAGUUUGCACUAGCAUAUAACUAAAGUAAUUCUCUUGACUUUCAAUGUAGACAUUAAAAACUUUUGUUUUAUUGUAUUGGAUUUCAAUGGUGUUCGGGCCAACUAACACACACCUAUACUAAUUCCACGGUGUACCUACUAUCACCCACCAACAGUGGUACCUGUAAUUUUGUCCACCAAGGCCUAUAUAAAUGGAAAGAAAUCAACUAGCUUUUUUGCCUUCACUGGGAUUUGAUUCGAGAAUACAUGGUUCUUAAUCCACUUCAUUGACUACUAGGCUAUACCCUUUGGUGCCCAAUAGUCAUAUAGAAAUUUUUUGUGGGCUGCUAUUAUGCGUUUUGCAAUAGUUAUGAGAACUCAAUUAGUUGAUCUUGCUUUAGUGGCUUCAUUGCAACAGCAUUAGGACUUCUAAUCAACCAUGGUUAUCAUGAAUUUAACAUAUUGUUUCAAUAUUUUGCAUUC